AGCAAGACGUUUAUCUAAAGGAGACGUUAUUUACCAGCGGCAUAAGGACAGUAGUAGUACUCAGUCGAAUUGGACCGGUUGAAAUGGGGAACAUAUCACGGAAUUGUACAGUAAUUGUACAGUAACCUGAUAUUACUGUUCUCUUUUCAACACUAGCUGCCAAAGGAGAUGAUGGAGGAUUUCUCUGGUCUGGCGUUGCCCCCUCUCUUCGGGGGUCACAUUCUUGAGGCAGAACUUGAACCUGGUGGAGUGGAGCUAGGACCCGGAGAGGUGGAACUAGGUCCGGGAGGGAGCGAGCUUCUGGACGGCGGGGGACAGGGUCCAGGUCCCGGGCAGGAGGAGGAGGAGGAGGAGGAGAGAAGAGAGCUGGACAAGCGGAAGUACUUGGCUCUCAGUAAGAGAUGCAAAGAAAUAGAACAGGUAAAUGAGAGGAUUCUCAGUCGUCUACACCAGGUCCAGCGACUGACCCGUCGUCUGAGGAAAGAAAGGAGGUUUCUGAUGAAGACUCUUGAUUCGUACGGAGACGACUACAGGGCAGCUCAGCUCACCAUCCCACUGGAGGACGAGGGCGGAGCCACAUUAGACUGUCCUCCCGGGGGAGAUGAGGAUGGCUCCUCCCCCUCACUUCCCCACCAAUCAGCAGGCGGGCCUAAGAAAAAAAGGCAUCGGGUUCCCAAGGAAAAAGAGAGAGAUUCGCAGGCAGAACCUGAACUUCCCAUGCUGGCCGAUUCCCAGUUCACCGGGUUCCCAAGCCCCAGUUCUCUCUCCCACUGACCAGUGAUAGCAACAGAUGAGCUGACCGGUUUACAUACGUAUUUAAGUUCUGAAAGGAAGACCACUGAUCUGGGAUCAGUGUUUGCCUUGUAAAACAGUUACAAAUGCUGCUGUUCGUACAAACGGAGCAGCUGAUCGUAGGUCAGCAGUCGGAGACACUUGGAUUAAGAUCUCCUUCCGUGGGACGGAAAACCUGUACCUUUGACUGGACAGCGGCAGAUACUGAGAGACCACUAGUGGUCACUGCAUGUUACAAGUAUAAAUGGGGUGAACUGGAAGAUGGUGAAUGUGAGUUUGUUAAAAACUUGUUUUGAUCUGCUGUGUGAACUGUCGUGACUCACAUGCAGAUCCGUGAAGGUACAGG
Messenger RNA from Chanos chanos (milkfish), 1138 nucleotides. It is a transcript of the gene tfpt, whose product is annotated as TCF3 (E2A) fusion partner. The record is from RefSeq and is a predicted model, not a curated record. Gene Ontology annotation, molecular function: DNA binding. NCBI's taxonomy places the organism in Eukaryota, Metazoa, Chordata, Actinopteri, Gonorynchiformes, Chanidae. The transcript has 6 exons. Gene Ontology annotation, biological process: apoptotic signaling pathway; apoptotic process; positive regulation of apoptotic process. Bases 169 to 774 code for a protein of 201 amino acids. Gene Ontology annotation, cellular component: Ino80 complex.